This is a messenger RNA of Paramormyrops kingsleyae, 1351 nucleotides long. Lineage: Eukaryota; Metazoa; Chordata; Actinopteri; Osteoglossiformes; Mormyridae. The record is from RefSeq and is a predicted model, not a curated record.
AGCUUUUAACCGGAUCUCUCCACAGUCCCAGGCCCCAUUUCUAGGCCUCCCAGCUGAGCCGUUAGGAAGAGCCUGGAAAAGUGGACCAUAGCUGCUUUUGAGGCAGACAGGGAAAAGCUCCUCUUCCUUCAUUUAUCCUCUUCCUCAAAGCAAAGCAAUCUGUUUCUGUACAACAAAACAGAGGUCUGUGUUUACAAACAAGAUGGCCGCCGAGGACAACCUGGGUUUCAUGCAGUCAGGUCAGAGCGAGAAGCACAGACGGGCCAGGAACUGGACAGACGCAGAAAUGAAGGGCCUCGUCUACGUGUGGGAAGAGUUCAUCACUGAGCUCCGGAAGGCCAAGAGGAACGCCAAGAUCUACGAGAAGAUGGCCAAGAGGUUCUUCGAGCUCACGGGCGAGCAUCGCCACAGAGAGGAAAUUAAGAUGAAAAUAACAAAUAUGACUUUCCAGUACAGGAAAAUGAAGUGCAUGACUAACGGCAGCACCCCGUCGCCUGAGUGGCCGUACUUCAGAGCCAUCGACAGGAUACUGUCCCAGGCCCUUGACUCGAAUGGGCUGCCCAGCUGUGACCGCCAGCCAACACCACCGCUAUCCACAGCCCGGCCUGAGUCCAAGUCUGUGCCCACCGAGCCCUCCCCCCCAGGUUUUAUUCCAGAGUACACAGGAUCUUCUGAGGAACAGGAGCCUCCAGAAGAGGGGGGGCAUUCAGAGAGCUCAGCCAGCCUGCAGUCGCAGGAGUCCAGGUCACCUCAGGUGCCCAUCAGGAGGAAGAAGAUCCAGCGGCUGAGCCUGAAAAGGAGGAAGCUGCGUGUCCUGGAAGCCAUGCUUCAGGAGCAGAGAAAGGCAGGCCGCAACCUGGAGGAGGUCUGCCGGGAGGUGCGGCGUGUCAUGCACCAGCAGAACUUCCUGCAGGUACAAAGCCUGCAGCUCCAGGAGCGCAUGAUGAACCUCCUGGAGAAGAUGAUCUCGCCGCCCACACAGCUCCCGGCCUGGGUCUCUGCUGGAGCCAGGGAACCAGGGCCAGGCCAGGCCUGAUCGUGUGGCAUCACCCCACCCACAGGCACACAGACACACUUCAUGACACUAAAAUGUCACUUGAUGCAUGUACAACAGGCUUAAGUAGCAGUGAGAUCUACAGAAAUAUCUAGACCAGUGUUCCCCAAUCCGAUCCUCUGGGACCCACAGUUGGUGGGUUCAGAACUUUGUUAUUUUGACAUUUCAGAACUUUGUCAGACCGACAAUGGAUAUUUGCCUCUUGUGCUGAAUAUAUGCACAUAUGUACCUGUCCAGCCACACAUGCUUAAUUCAUCUCAGGCAAUAUGAUAGCACUGUGAUAAUUAAUAUUAAACA